Messenger RNA from Pollicipes pollicipes, 1116 nucleotides. Its product is annotated as ephrin type-A receptor 4a-like. NCBI's taxonomy places the organism in Eukaryota, Metazoa, Arthropoda, Thecostraca, Pollicipedomorpha, Pollicipedidae. The record is from RefSeq and is a predicted model, not a curated record. Bases 1 to 1116 code for a protein of 371 amino acids. The transcript has 7 exons. Gene Ontology annotation, molecular function: transmembrane-ephrin receptor activity; ATP binding. Gene Ontology annotation, cellular component: dendrite; plasma membrane. Gene Ontology annotation, biological process: protein phosphorylation; ephrin receptor signaling pathway; axon guidance.
AUGGUUGCUGAGAUCCGACGACUACCCUUGAAAACGACCCAAGGUUGGACAGCUCGCAGCCUGCCGCCGUCCCCGGCGCCCACUACAUUUGUCCGCAACGAGGACGGGCCGCCGAGCGUGGCCUACAUCGCGACUCGAGCGACGCCGGGCGCGAUCGUCAUGCUCAUCGCCAUCACGGCGGUCAUCCUGUCCUUCAGAUGUUCCAGCCUGGAAACGGAUCAGCGUGAUUUCGUUGACCCGCACACGUACGAGGACCCGUACGCGGCCGUAGAGGAGUUCGCGCAAGAGAUCGACGCGUCACUGAUCACCGUCGGUCCAGAGAUCGGCGUCGGCCAGUUCGGCUGCGUGCGCCGCGGCAAGCUAGGCGAAAGGACGGUGGCUAUCAAGACGCUGAAGCCGGGCUCGACAGAGAAGGCGCGGAUGGACUUCCUCAGCGAGGCGUCUAUUAUGAGCCAGUUCCAGCAUCCCAAUGUUGUCCUCCUGCGGGGUGUCGUUACCGAGAGCAUCCCGUUGAUGAUCAUCACUGAGUUCAUGGAUCAAGGAAGUCUGGAUAAGUACCUCGUGAAAAAGGCCAGAUGUCUCCAGUCGUUUCACCUGCUGGUGAUUUUGCGUGGCGUGGCUGCCGGCAUGCAGUACCUCUCCCAGAUGAAGUACGUGCACCGCGACCUGGCCGCACGCAACGUGCUGGUCAACUCGCAGCUGGUCUGCAAGAUCGCCGACUUCGGGCUCAGUCGCAAGCUUGAGGGCAUCGCAGAGGGAAUUUACACCACACGGGGCGGCAUAAUUCCGUUCCGCUGGACGGCGCCCGAGGCUAUAGCGCUCCGCACGUUCACGCCCUCCUCGGACGUGUGGAGUUUCGGCAUCGUCGUCUGGGAGGUCAUGUCCUACGGCCAGCGGCCAUACUGGAAUUGGCGCAACAGUGAGGUCAUCCAAAGAGUGAAGGAGGGCUACAGGCUGCCGGCUCCAGCAGGCUGUCCUAAGGCGCUGCACCAGCUGAUGCUGGACUGCUGGCAGCGUCAGAGCGCCCAUCGACCGCUGUUCGUCAGUAUAGUUGACACGCUGGACGGCUUCAUUAGGUGUCCCGAGAGGCUGAACAUGGAGACACGCCACAGGUGA